UCCUCCUCUCUAUCCGCCCGUCUCUGUGGUCUCCGGGCGGGGCCCCGCCCCUCCCGGGCCCGCUGCGCGCUGCUCCUCGCUGUCUGGACUCUGCCCCCAGCGACUUGGGGGCGCGCUGCGGGCCCCAGUGUCCGGCAGGUCACGGGCCAUGGCAGUGCCGCGGUCCGCGCCCCGGGCUGGUGCCAGGCCCCGGUUGGAUCUGCGGUUUCUCCAGCGGUUUCUGCGGAUUCAGAGGGUCUUGUUUCCCUCUUGGUCCUCCCAGACGGCCUUGAUGUUCCUGACCCUUUUGUGUGUGGCCCUGCUGGAACAACUGGUGGUCUACCAGGUGGGCCUGAUCCCCAGCCAGUACUACGGGGUCCUGGGAAGCAAGGACCUGGCAGGGUUUAAGAGCCUGACGCUCCUGGCCGUCUCGCUCAUCGUCCUCAACUCCAUGCUGAAGAGCUUUGACCAGUUCACCUGCAACCUGCUGUACGUGAGCUGGAGGAAGGACCUCACCGAGCACCUCCACCGCCUCUACUUCCGGGGCCGCGUCUACUACACCCUCAACGUCCUGCGGGAUGACAUCGACAACCCGGACCAGCGCAUCAGCCAGGAUGUGGAGCGGUUCUGCCGGCAGCUGAGCAGCGUGGCCAGCAAGCUGCUUAUCUCCCCCUUCACCCUGGUCUACUACACCUACCAGUGCUUCCAGAGCACCGGCUGGCUGGGGCCUGUGAGUAUCUUCGGAUAUUUCAUCCUGGGAACCAUCGUGAACAAAAUGCUGAUGGGACCCAUCGUGGCCAAGCUGGUCCAGCAGGAGAAGCUGGAGGGGGAUUUCAGGUUCAAGCACAUGCAGAUCCGCGUGAACGCCGAGCCUGCUGCUUUCUACAGGGCUGGGCACGUGGAGCACGUGCGGACCAACCGCAGGCUGCAGGCGCUGCUGCAGACCCAGAGGCAGCUGAUGGCCAAGGAGCUCUGGCUGUACAUUGGCAUCAACACCUUCGACUACCUGGGCAGCAUCCUGAGUUACGUGGUGAUCGCCAUCCCCAUUUUCAGCGGCGUCUACGGAGACCUGAGCCCCACCCAGCUCAGCACCCUGGUCAGCAAGCUGCUUCACCCGGCUCAUCGACCUGUCCACCACGCUCUCGGACGUGGCCGGGUACACACACAGGUGGGCUGCGGGCUGUGCGCUCGGACACAGGGCAGGUACCCGCCGGGAAGUCGGUGGAAAACCACUCACCCUGCGAGGAUGGAACCAGCUCUCCCCACUCCCUGGCACAGGGGACUGGGAGGGGCGCUUUGUACCCGCUGCCCAGGCCACGCUCGGCCUUUCCCCCUCCUGCCCAGGAUCGGCGAGCUCCAGGAGACCCUGCUGGCCAUGUCGCAUAAGUCGCAGGACGAUGAGAUCCCGGACGAAAGCGAGUGGGACUUUGACGGGGCCCCGGGACGGCCCGGCGCAGAGCCGGCAGACACCGCCUUCCUUCUGGAGCGCGUCUGCAUCUCCGCCCCUGCCUCCUCCGACCGGCCCUUCAUCCGGGACCUGAGCCUGAAGGUCUCCGAGGGCCAGAGCCUGCUCAUCACCGGGAACACGGGCACCGGCAAGACGUCUCUGUUGCGAGUGCUGGGCGGCCUCUGGGCCAGCUCCCGGGGGUCGGUGCGGAUGCUGACGGACUUCGGGCCCCGGGGGGUGCUGUUCCUGCCCCAGAAGCCCUUCUUCACUGAUGGGACCCUUCGGGAGCAGGUGAUCUACCCGCUGAAGGAGAUCUACCCCGACUCGGGUUCCAUUGAUGACGAGAGGAUCAUGAGGUUCUUAGAGUUGGCAGGGCUGUCCAGCUUGGUGGCCAGGACGGAGGGUCUGGACCAGCCGGUCGACUGGAACUGGUACGACGUGCUGUCCCCCGGGGAGAUGCAGCGACUGUCCUUUGCCCGGCUCUUCUACCUUCAGCCCAAGUAUGCAGUGCUUGACGAAGCCACCAGCGCGCUCACAGAGGAGGCAGAGAGCGAGCUGUACCGUGUCGGCCAGCAGCUGGGCAUGACGUUCGUCAGCGUGGGCCACCGGCGCAGCCUGGAGAAGUUCCACUCCUUGCGCCUGAAGCUCUGCGGAGAGGGAAGGUGGGAACUGAGCAAGAUCAAAGUGGAGUAAAGCCCAGGACGCCCGUGGCCACCGGAAGGAGAGCCGAGCUCGGGGCUGGGGGCAGGUCCCCGCGGAGACCCAGGGGGAAGGACCGGGGGGUCCCCGUUGCCUUGUGCCUAUGCCUUGUGCAGAGGAAGCCCUGCAGCCGGCAGCCACCCCCCCACCCCGGAACACACAGGCCCGCUGGGGCUCCAUGGCGCACUGAUCCCCCACACGGAACCUCAUGGUGCUUUCUGAAGAGAAUCCCGCCCCUGCGGAAGGGUCCAGGAGACGACGCUGGGCGGAGACCCCGGGACCCCGGGAUCACUUCAGUCCAUCUGAUUUUGUGGCUUUUCACUUUAACUGACCUCUUAAGUGUCGUGACUUUUUUAUCAGGGAAGUCAUUAAACAGGUGUUUUUCUGCGGCAUUC
This is a messenger RNA of Sorex araneus (European shrew), 2520 nucleotides long. It is a transcript of the gene ABCD4, whose product is annotated as ATP binding cassette subfamily D member 4. Gene Ontology annotation, molecular function: ATP hydrolysis activity; ABC-type transporter activity; long-chain fatty acid transmembrane transporter activity. NCBI's taxonomy places the organism in Eukaryota, Metazoa, Chordata, Mammalia, Eulipotyphla, Soricidae. Gene Ontology annotation, cellular component: peroxisomal membrane. Gene Ontology annotation, biological process: peroxisome organization; fatty acid beta-oxidation; long-chain fatty acid import into peroxisome. The coding region runs from base 149 to 2119 and encodes 656 amino acids. The transcript has 18 exons. The record is from RefSeq and is a predicted model, not a curated record.